Molecule: messenger RNA, 7555 nt
Organism: Wyeomyia smithii (pitcher-plant mosquito)
Lineage: Eukaryota; Metazoa; Arthropoda; Insecta; Diptera; Culicidae
Gene: CngA
Product: cyclic nucleotide-gated cation channel subunit A
Exons: 13
Coding region: 1869-4277 (802 amino acids)
Biological process (GO): monoatomic cation transmembrane transport
Cellular component (GO): plasma membrane; intracellular cyclic nucleotide activated cation channel complex
Molecular function (GO): intracellularly cGMP-activated cation channel activity; protein-containing complex binding; cGMP binding
Source: RefSeq, a predicted model, not a curated record
GAGCAAAGAACAGACCGUCAGUUGAAGGUAAACAAACAGCGGGAGCGCGUGGCAGAUUCCGCGGAUGCUGUGUGUGCCGUUUGUGAUAUCCUUUGCUUUUGCAAUAUAUUGAAUUGGAAUAAUAUAUUACCUGCGUCGGGGGCAGACAGUUUGAUUAAAAUGACUUUCAAUCUCUUCGAAACAUCGCAGUUCGAGGUGUGGUGACAGUUAACGAUUGGCAGAGCACAUGUUUUGUUACCAGGUGUAUAGUUGUACAGUACUAACAUUGGCCUAAUGUGUUUCAGUUUGGGUGAAAGUUUCAACGGUUCUACAAUUUAGCGGUCGGAUGAUCAGUGAGAAAUAAUACCAUUGGCUGAAGUUAACAGAAACUUCUUGGCGAGCUCUUAGUGAUCAGAUGGUGAAAUUCAUAGGAUAGUGAAAAAAAGUUAAGAGAGGAAUAACUAUAAUAAUUCAAUUUAACUUUAAUAAACUCGAACCCAAAAGUGCAUCAGUGAGUUGAAACUUUCGCUGGGAAAAAGCGAAUUGAUGCACGGAAGGAAGCCUUUUCAAUAACGAGUCUUCAUCGCUGAAUAAAUUGUAGGUCUUCAUUUAUGAAUGUCGACAGCAGGGUGUAGCAGCGCUCAACGCUGGCCCGUUGUUGGAUAGCACGGCUCUGUGAAAAGGGUAAUUUUUCUUAGUGCCCGGAUGCCGCUGGGUGGAGAUGCUCAAAAGGAAAAUUGUUGUCGAAGAACUUUUCCUUUGGAACGUGCCAGCUAAGUCAUACCGUAGUGAUAGCUCGUGGUGAAUGAGUAUCGAAGCAUUUUAGUGCCGACAAGGCGACGAGCGAAGAAGAGCAAUGAUUUAAAUUGGUGUGCAGAAGCUUCUAAUUGAAUUAAGCCGACGUUAUGUAAAAUAGUAGAUCUGCUACCGUCACGGCUCUUGGAUCCACUUUCGAGAGGCUGACUGUAGUUGGUGGCUAAUUGUGCAAUGUCAAAAGAAGAAGUUAGCGUUUUUUUCUCUGAACACCGUUAAGCUUACUUACAGUAAAUGUCGUAACCAGGCGGCAUUUCGUUGGUGGUUCAUGAAGUGUUUUGCUGGGUUGAAUUAUACAGUUGUUUCAGAUUAACAACCCCAUCUCCGCGCGGGUGGCGUAGCGUAGAACAACCAUUGGGCGAUGAUAUCCCGGUGGCGCGUGGAAGGAAAAACAACUGACGAACACACGAUACGGGCCAUUUGCCAAGUCGACAAUCGUGCAGCCAGUUGCAGACAGUCCGGAGCCCGCAUCAUUCAUCUGGUUCCGAAAACUGAAUUGUAACAACCUUGACCCAUUUCCGGGUACACUGUGUGACACAAGUUUUUACAAAUGCAAGAAACAAUUCGCAGUGCAAAUUUGUCGCUGUGUUUUUACUAGUGAGCCGGAAAGUGAGGAAAAGCGAACCGUAGAAAUUAAAAUUCAGCAAUUUGCUGCUAGUGGGUGCUGCUGGAAAAGCUACUGCUGAUUUCGGGCGGUUGACAGUUUUGCGAAACCUUUGCGUCAAAAUUCCGGAUCAGUGCGAAUCGAACCGUUCAAUCGUGUGGCAGUGGGCGUGAGUGGGUGUAAAGUGAAAAAUCAGAACGGGAAAAUUGGAGUGAUAUAGGGAAGAGAUUUGUGUUUUUUUUCUGCUUCUUGUUUCAAGAGUGAGUGAGCGGAGAAUUUGCUUAAGGGGAUGCUCAAGUGGUCGCCCGGCAGGGCGCUUGUGUGUUUCGUACAAGUGUUUGUUAGGGUUGGGAUGGAAAAUGGAAGAAUGAAAAACAAAUAUCUGGGUGGGUCUGGAAGCCGCUGGUUGUCUGCGCUGAACAGUGCAAUGUGCUUUUUCUAAUCUCGGAGCUGAUUGAUGAAAUGAUCCGAUAUGUGGACCUACAUGAUGGCGGCGGCCCGAGGUGACCGGGCAAUGUCAUCCAUCUCGCAGCGUCAUCAGAGCAGUCGGAAUGAUUUCGAUUCACCCAGCAUCUACCACUUCAGCCGGGUUCAGCGUCCGUUGUACAACACCUCGAACCGUUCGGCAGGCCUGUGCAAUGGGCCCAUCACGGUCAGUACCACUCCGUUCGGGAGUAACACGAUAUACCAGAACUUUAACCCGUCGACGGUGGGCAGCAUCAGCAGCGUGGCGACCACUCCAAGCUUAUCGGCAACAACGAAUCCGGCAGGCGGCGGUGGGCCCAGUUGCACCGUUUCUGGCCAGCUUCCGUUCACGACCCGAAACCGCAUCGAGGUAGCCUCCGAUCAUCACAGCGGUGGUUCGAUGCCCAACAGUAGUAACAACAACAAUAACAACAAAAACAACCACCUAAGUCAGGCUGUGAUAGAAAGCGAGAGAGGUGACUUUUUGGAAUCGUCCAGCGGCAGAGGCUCACUGCAUCGCUGGUUGAACGCGUUCCGGCAUAGACUCAGCAAACGGGGCCGCUCGAAGCCGCCCGACCAGUUUCUGGAUAAAUUCUCCACCACGACCGCUUCGGAUACGCGAUUACACCAGACGGUGCCGGCGCUGCCCUCCGAUGGAACCUGCAGCCGGCUGUCCGUUGAUCCGUCCCUGCCUUCGCAUUAUCGGUGGCUGUCGGUGGUGUCGCUAGCUGUGCUGUACAAUAUUGUGUUUGUGAUAGGACGUGCCGUUUUUUGGGAGAUCAACCGCCAGGCGCCAGCCCUCUGGUGGACCUUAGACUAUCUAUGUGAUUUUAUAUACUUAGCCGACACGUUAGUUCAUUGUCAUGAAGGGUACCUGGAGCAGGGCUUGCUGGUACGUGACGCAUCCAAGCUGCGGAAACAUUACUUCUCCAAGCAGCGCUGGUGGCUGGACGUGGUUUCGAUGCUGCCCACCGACCUGGCGUACAUUUGGUGGGCGCCCAGUUCCUGUACCGCGACCCGACUACCCUGUCCAAUUAUAGUUAGGAUUAAUAGAUUACUGCGUCUUCCAAGAAUGUGGGAAUGGUUUGACCGGACCGAGACGGCGACCGGUUACCCGAAUGCGUUUAGGAUAUGUAAGGUCGUGUUAGCUAUUCUAGUAUUAAUCCAUUGGAAUGCGUGUCUUUAUUUCGCAAUAAGCUACGCACUCGGGUUCAGCUCGGACAACUGGGUGUACAACAUUAACGGGGCGAAGAAUCUCACCCUCUCCCGUCAGUACAUCUACAGUUUCUACUGGUCCACGCUUACGUUGACCACGAUCGGGGAGACGCCAACGCCGGAAAAUGACGCCGAGUAUCUGUUCGUAGUGGCUGACUUUCUUGCCGGGGUGCUCAUCUUUGCUACCAUUGUCGGUAAUAUCGGUUCUAUGAUUUCGAACAUGAACGUGACCCGUGUAGAGUUUCAAAAUCGAAUGGAUGGUGUUAAGCAAUAUAUGGCGUUUCGGAAGGUGGGAGGAGAGCUGGAAGCACGGGUCAUCCGUUGGUUUGCUUACACGUGGGCCCAAAGCGGUGCUCUGGACGAGGAACGUGUGUUGGCGGCCUUACCGGACAAGUUGAAAGCUGAAAUUGCUAUUCGUGUACAUAUGGACACACUGCGACAAGUGCGAAUAUUCCAAGACUGUGAGCCGGGAUUGCUGGAGGCUUUGGUGCUAAAACUAAAACUACAGGUAUUUAGUCCCGGAGAUUACAUCUGCCGAAAGGGGGACGUCGGCAAGGAGAUGUACAUCGUGAAGCGGGGCAGCCUUUCGGUGGUAGCGGACGAUGGAAUCACGGUGCUAGCCACUCUUGGCGCUGGGUCGGUGUUCGGUGAAGUAUCGGUGCUGGAGAUUGCCGGCAAUCGAACCGGCAAUCGGCGGACUGCGAACGUGAGGUCAAUUGGUUAUUCGGAUCUGUUUUGCUUAGCGAAACGUGACUUGUGGGAAACUUUAUCUGACUAUCCGGAAGCGAGGGCAUCACUGACGGAACGCGGCUGUCAAUUAUUACGCAAAGAUGGUUUACUGGAUGAAGCGGUUUUUGCCAGUGCCCAACACCAGCAAGACACCCUGGAGAUUGGUGUGGCCAAGCUGGAACAGACGGUGGAAAACCUAAAUCUUCGGCUCGCUCGCCUUCUGGCCGAGUAUUCUGCCAGUCAAGCGAAGCUGAAACAGAGGAUUUCCAGGCUUGAGGCAAGCAGACCGGUGACAUCGCCGAAGCGCCGAUCGCACCAGCAGGGCAACCAUCAACCCGGCAGCGACGGCAGCGGCGGAUCGGCGAGUUCCAGAGGCCACCAGCUAAGGUCGGCUCAGAAUCGACGCAAAUCGCACUCGUCCUCGGCAACGGCACUUUCCAACGGCAAUAGCAGCAAGCAGAACACAUUAUGAAUAUGCAUUCACGAUUCUUCCGUUCUUCAUUCCUGGCAAGCUGGCGAAGGCGGCGACGAUGGUGGCAUUUUGAUGGUUAGGACGAUUGCAAUGACAAGGACGAACGGCGGCAGCUUCGAUGAUGAUUAUAAUGACGACCGGGAUGCAGCAUCCGAGGAGCAACAGCUGGGAAGCGCGACUACGGCCAGCUCGGAAGCGGCAACUGCGAUGACAAUGAUGAUGGUGAUUGUCCUGUAGCAGAUGCCUGCAACGCGAGAAGACCUCAUCGUGUUCUCCCGUCGACUCCAUCGUCGCAGUACUCCAUCGUGAAUGAAAACGGACCGUCAUUACACGAAUAUUUAUAUCUAAUCUUAAGAAAUUGUGUGCUGUGAAUAUUAAUAUUUUGUAGCACACUUCAGAUCGGGGGUAACACCGCCCGCGACCGAAUGGAGAGGUGUGAGUUGGAAAAAAGAUAUGAAUGUUAAAAACAUAAGCGUCACUAGGUCACGAGUGGGCCAGGUUUCUUCAAUUUUGGUUUGUUUCCGUAUCCACACUGAGAAAAUUUUUACGCUAGAUCUCAUCAGGUUGAAUAAAUCUACUGUUGAUUUCGGACAGGAUGAAUGCUUCUUGAAAUCACUCACUGAAAAUUCGUUAAAAUUUGAUUGCAAAAAGUUGGGAGAUACACAAGCAUAUAUUUGACAGUUGCAAUGCCACCAUUUUUUCCAACUCACACCGUAUCUCCAUGUCUACAAAACUCAAAUUUAAGAUUCACUUCCCGGCGCCAGGAAUAAAGUCACCGCUAAUUCUGCUUUCCCUAGGGGUAGAAAGUUUAGUAAAACACGAUAAACUGCAGGAAUGGCACUUACUGGUACUUGUUUUUCUAAUCAUAAUUUACCCUCGAAGUCACUACGUGAUUUUGUUAUUAAUCCUGUCAUCGUGUUUAGGGUUCGAAUAAAGGCAAGCUCUGAGAAUAUGGUGCUCGAAUGUUCUCUAGAAUAGGUCGCACACUUGAGUCCUUUGUAUUGGCAAUCUAGACCAAUUCUUCCGUCAAUAGGCAAAGCGGAAUAAGCGUGUAUGGAACCAACCGAAACGUAUAUAGGAAUAAUUAGUAACAAGUAAUAACGUGCCUCAAAAUAAUUACUUUUAUUUUGUUUUUAUACUUACUAUUUGUGAUAAGGAUCAGAAAACCACUACGUUUAACAUAAAUCGAAUGUUCAACCUAGCUACCCAAAUUAGGUAUAAACUGUUUAAAAAGAAGAAAAAAAAUGUAAGCAGUGCAACUGGUAAAAAGUUGGCGAAAUUGGAUUUUCCAAGUAUAAUUUUCUAUUGCUGUUAGAAUACAUAGUUGUUAGAAACCCAAACUGGGGGAAGAUGUUUUAAUAACGAUGCGACAAGUGAGAAGGAAGUAUAAAAUGUUAACUUUGUGUAAGUAAGAAAGAUUUAAACCCUACCCAUAUACUAGAUACUUAACAUGGCCUAGAAUUAGGGAUGGAAAACAAAACCAUCAUCAAACUAAUAAUUUAACCUUUCCACUGUAAGAGAACAACAACAAACCGAAAAGCAUGUCUCUAAAGUCAAGAAAGCUUCUGCUGGCAGGCUGAAUCUAUCCAGCAGUCUGCUUCACAGAAGCUUGCACUUACCAUUUAGUUAGUCUCGCUGUACAGAAAAUAUCCGAAUCUUUGAAAUACAAAUUUUGUUACAACAAUUUCAUCUUGGACGGAAAAUUGUUCACCAGAAGCAGCUCUGCGUGUGCGAGGUGCACGAAAAGGCAACACGAAAUGUCAAAAACAAACAAAAAGUAAGAUGGCGGACCGACAGCCAGCUUAGUUUUCGUUGUCAUUAUGCUAGUCUCAUUUUGCAAACAUUAACCCUUUUCGGUCGAAAGCUGUCGGACGAAUAUUUUCUAAUACUCGCUGAUGGACAAUCAUUUUUUAUACACUUUUGAUUUAGAGGAUUUAUCGGAAUCAAAUUUAACUUUCAAAAGGCUUACCUUUUCCGUGGCACUUUCAAACCAAAACUUUCAUAGUUUAUAAAUAAUUGAAAAAAUAAUAUGACGAUUUUGUUUUGAUUUAAAUUUUUAUAAAUGUUUUUUUUUAGAAAAAUGUUGAGUAAAAUCUGUAAGUAUAAAUGAACAAAAACUGUUCUGUAGACAUAUUGAAUCCGCCGAAGGAAACCCAAAAAUGAACACGCGCUUGACAAGACCACCUUCGCAAAAGACAUCCCUGUUGGAAAAGGAUAAUUAUUUCUGCAUAAAUUGAAUCGAAUACAUAUCCUUUGAAAAACAAUUUCUAGUAGUAAUAAAAUAAACGAAUUGACAAAGAAGAAGCAGUUAUCAAUUACCAAUCGGCGCGGUGUUUUUUGAAAUUGUUUCCAAUUUUUGAUGUUACCCCGAUAAAACACAAUUUUGUGACACCUAGAGUCCCUACAAUGUUUCGCUUUUACCUACUGCUAAGAUUAAGACACUUACCAAUUUGAGAAGCUGAAUAGGAAAACAAACAAAGUGAUCGUAUUGUUGUUUACAAGUUAUUCUACAGUAACUCUCCGUCUGUCUGUCUCUCUCUUUCCAUUUCUCUCUACAGUUUCUCCUGUUCCAUAAUAUAGUUGAAAACACAUUUUGAUGCAUCUGUAGCACAUACGCAGCUGUAAUAGUUACCAAUAAAGCGGUCAGUCUCAGAUACCACUUACGAAGAGCCGUGACCAUGUCAAAAGAGUUUGUGUUUAUACAUAGAAUUUAUACGGCCAAGUUUAGCAUAAACGGUUGAGCAGAAAAACCAAGCUAAACAAAGAGAAUUGUGUGCAAACAGCUGUAAAACAAUUACUUGUAGGCAAAUACUGAAUUAAUCGCGAAACAAUUCUCGCAAAAACUACUUAUUAUAGUUGAAACGAGAUUCAGGCAUGUGAGGAAGAAAAAAGAUGGUAUAGCUACGGUGUAGUCAUAUUUAUACACACAUUGAAGCUAAUUACAAAACUAUACAAAAAUGGUGCGAAUUGUCAACAAGGAACUAAAAAACCACUAAACUAUACCAGUAACAUAAAGCAACACAUAAAGGAAAGAAACGAAGAAAAAAAGGAACAAUUAUUUACGGUGAGUUGUUUAAGCAAGCAAAGUUAAUAAUGGUAGUUUAAUGCGAAUGAAGGAUGACCAUUUGCAGGUCGAACAAAACACACAAAAACAAAACGUAAUAACUAUUAAUAAUGAGACGUUCAAUACGCUAACUUAGGAACGAUGCGCGAAAAUGCAGCAAAAUCCCAGUGGUUGAGAAAAUUGAAACAAAUGAAAAGAAUUUAAAAAAAUUGCU